AUGGCUACUCCUACUGUACUUACUUUCGAUGCUGAGGGCCGUCCAGUGAAGUUCGAAACCUGGCUCGAUGACCUCCACCUCUUUCUACAGCUCACUGCUAAGGAGGACGUUUCACUGUACGAUCACGCCCUAGGCAACGCUACUGCCCCUCCUACCACUGCUGACAGCACUCAGCGCUCACAGUGGCAGACUCGUGACGCCCACGCUCGCUUCGCUAUUCGUAACUCCCUACCGAUCGACGAGCGCGAGCACUUUGGCCAGCACAAAACUGCUAAAGACCCGUACACUGCUGUAGUCGCUCGCUACUCCUCCCCCGCUUCUGCCACACUAGGCCGCCUCACUCUCCCCUACCUGUUCCCCGACCUGGCCUCCUUUCAGACAGUUGCUGACCUCAUCACCCACCUUAAGACCAGUGAGGCCCGCUUUCGCGCUGCUAUGCCUGACGAGUUCCUCACCAGCAACCCCCCCCCGCUCUGGAUCACUCUCUACCACAUAGUCACCCGCCUCCCCGACUCCCUGCGCACAGUCAGGGACCACUUCCUCUCUCGCUCCCCCACUGAACUCACCAUUACUCUCCUCGAGAAGGAACUGCUUGCAGCUGAGGCGAGCAUCGUCGCUGUAGGCACCUCUCGUGGCGACCCCCGCACCCCGUUCUUUGAGGGGUGUUCCCCUUCCCCUCUCCUCCCCUCUGUCGCCUCUGCUGCUGCUGUCGACCUCCUUGGUGCUGAGAAGGUCGGGGCCGCGUCUGCUUCGAGCGGGCGCCGCAAGAGCAAAGGGGGCAAGGGUGGAGGUGGCGGCGGAGGAGGUGGGGGUGGAGGCGGUGGGAGUGGAGGAGCGGCUGGGGAGGCUAGUGGCGGCAGUGGGGGUGGUGACAGCAGCGGCGGGAGUGGCGGCAGGGGUGGAGGCGGCAGCGGAGGCGGAGGUGGUCGUGGCAGCGGCAGGGGUGGAGGUGGCCGAGGCGGUGGCGGCGGCAGUGGUGGUCGUGGAGGCGCUGGCGGUGGCCAGAGUCAGCAGCCCGCCCCGUCGCUUCAGGCCGCCCGUGAGUGGUAUGCGCAGCGUGGCUUUACCUGCACGUACGUCAUUCGCACUGGUGACCGCACUGGCCAGCAGUGUGGGAGGCCGCAUCCCACACAGCGCUGUUUCGCGCGCCUUACUGACGCGUGGCGUGCCCAGUUUCCUGAUGCCACUGAGCUGCCCCGCUGGGCUGAUCUGGAGAAGAAGGGAGUUGAUAUCUGGGCUUUAGACUUUGAUGCUAUUCUCACUGCCAUGUAUGCGAUGUUUACUAGUGGAGAGGGUGCUCAGUACUUGCGUGUUCCGCCCGACCCGGGCAUUCAGACCAGUCCGGCUGCCGCUCUAGGUGCUAGUGAGUCUGCUGCCCCAGGUCCUGGUGAGGCUGCUGCUCUAGGUGCUAGUGAGUCCGUGCCCUCUGGUACUGAGUCGACUGCAGCACUGCACACCUUCACACUGGACUCAGGUGCUUCUUGCUGUUUCUUUCGUGACCGCACUGCCCUUGAGCCGCUUGCUCGGCCAGUUGCUGUCUCCCUAGCUGACCCCUCAGGGGGUCCGGUCGUUGCGACCUCCUCCACUGUCCUUCCUUGUCCUGCGGUCCCGUCAGGCACACUGUCAGGCCUCUACCUCCCCUCGUUCUCUACGAACUUGGUGGCAGGUAGUGCGCUCCAGGACGGGGGUGUUCACCAGUUCACCCCUGCUUACGAGCGCGUGACACACUGCACGUGUGCUCGGACGGGCCGUCACCUGGCUACCUUCACUCGGCAGCCGGGGUCGGACCUGUACACACUGACCAUUGAGUCCCCUCAGGUAGCUGCGUCCGUGUCUGCGUCAGGUCAGCUGUCGGCCCCCUGCUCGUGUCGCUCUCUCGCGCACGACACCGUUCUCUGGCACCACCGACUUGGCCACCCGUCUGUGCAGCGCCUUCGUGCCAUGCACAAACGGCAGCUUGUCUCUGGUCUUCCCAGGGUGCUCCCUCCCCUCCCACCCUCGCCUGCUCCUCCCUGUCUUCCCUGUGUCGAGGGGCGGCAGCGCGCCGCUCCUCACUCCUCCUCCUUUCCCCCGAUGACUGCUCCCCUGCAGACGCUCCACCUGGACGUGUGGGGCCCAGCCCGCGUCCGUGGACAGGGUCAGGAGAGGUACUUCCUGAUUGUUGUUGACGACUACUCUCGCUACACCACGGUCUUCCCCUUGCGCACCAAGGGUGAGGUCCCUGAUGUCUUGAUCCCUUGGAUCAGCAGAGCUCGUCUCCAGCUCAGCGAGCGUUUCCGCUCGGACUUUCCUGUCCUGCGUUUGCACUCUGACAGAGGUGGUGAGUUCACCUCCGACCUUCUGGCAGCCUACUGUGCCGAGCACGGCAUUGAGCAGUCGUUCACGCUUCCGGCCUCUCCACAGCAGAAUGGGGUUGCUGAGCGCCGCAUUGGCUUGGUCAUGGAGGUCGCUCGUACCUCCUUGGUUCAUGCGGCUGCCCCCCACUUUCUGUGGCCGUUUGCAGUCCGAUACGCUGCGCAUCAGCUCAACCUCUGGCCCCGUGUCUCCUUACCGGAGACUUCUCCGACACUGCGUUGGACGGGAGAGGCUGGCGAUGCGUCGCGUUUUCGGGUCUGGGGAUCUCGAGCUUUUGUUCGCGAUACGUCCGCGGACAAGCUCUCCCGUCGAGCUGUCCCCUGUGUCUUCCUUGGCUUUACGUCACUUUUGACGAGUCCGUCCCCUACUACCGCCUCUUCCCCUACCGCACUGCCCCUCUCCCCCCCCCCGCCUCUCUUCCUCGCUCCAGGUGCUGAGGUACCAGACCCCCUCCCCCCUCAGGGUGCCGCUCCCUCAGGUGUGUCCCAGGUAGACCCGGUUGAGCCUGUCGAGGUAGCUGUUGACUCUCGUCCUGCUGGGGGUACUGAGCCUGACCGUGCGGAGCCUGGAGGUGCUGAGCCUGGGGGUGCGGAGCCUGGAGGUGCUGAGCCUGGGGGUGCGGAGUCUGGAGGUGCUGAGCCUGGAGGUGCUGCGUCUGGGGGUGCGGAGCCUGGGGGUGCGGAGUCUGGAGGUGCUGAGCCUGGGGGUGCUGCGUCUGGGGGUGCUGUGUCUGGAGGUGCUGAGCCUGAGCGUGCUACACCUGGAGGAGCCCUCUCCUCCCAGCAGCUGCAGGAGAGGUACCUACAGUACUGCCGCCUCCGGAGAGGUGCUGCUGGAGCUCGUACCAGUACUUCCCCUCCUACCCAGGAGCUCCCCCCCAUUCAGCAGAUCCGAGAGUGGUACGCGCGGCGCUGCAGUCUUCGGAGUGGUGCUCCUGGUGCUGAGGACCCGGGCAGUGGAGCUGCUGCUGGUGCUGAGGACCCGGGCGUUGGAGCUGCUGCUGGUGCUGAGGACCCGGGCGGUGGCACUGCUGCUGGUGCUGAGGACCCGGGCGGUGGAGCUGCUGCUGGUGCUGAGGACCCGGGCGUUGGAGCUGCUCCUGGUGCUGAGGACCCGGGCGGUGGAGCUGCUGCUGGUGCUGAGGACCCUGCUGCUGGUGUCUCUGCUCGUUCUGGAGACGCUGUGCGGCCGCGACCGUACUUCGUACCGCUCCUUCAGCAGGUUCUUGGUCAGACUCCUCCUCCUUGUCCUCCUCCCUCCGUAGAGUACCCUCCGCCUGUCCCGCCGCAGUCACAGUUACCGCCUGCCUCGCCUCUCCCUGCUCCCUCUCCUUACACUGGUCCCACGGGAGGUCUUACAGAGCGUCGUGAGCCUGAGUCUCGUCCUGCGUCGCCUGUUCGUACUGCUAGCACUGGUCGUUGUGUCCCACGUGAGCGUCCUCCUCCUGUCCCUGGCACUCACUACAUGACUCUGCGUCCCUCCACUGCUCCUCAGCGUGUCCCACUGCCGUCUCCUCCCGCUUCCUCUCUUCCUACUCUUCCUGACCCGGAGUCUGACUCCCGUCGUGCUGCCAGUCCCACUGUCACGCGCCUCCUCGCUACUGUUGUCACUGACCCUACCUUUGAGUCCUCUGCUGCGUCUGCGCUGGUCGCUGAGCUGGUUGACUUUGCUGCCCGGUGUCAUCUAGACUACGCUGCUAGCCUUGUCGCUGAGUCUGAGUCUGAGUCUGUCUGUCCUCCGUCCGUCGGGGGUGAGUGUGCUCUUGGCACGGACGUCCUUGAGGGCAGACAGGAGGAGUUCCAGUGCCUUGCUGCUGCUUUGCCCCGUCUCGUGUCCUUACUAGUUGCCCCUGAGGGAGACCCGGAUGCUCCUGACAUCCCGACCCCGCGCUCUUACGCUGAGGCGAUGGCGGGUCCCUACUCCUCUCAGUGGCAGACAGCCAUGGACGCAGAGAUGGCUUCCUGGAAGUCCACACGCACCUACGUCGACGAGGUUCCCCCUCCUGGGGCGAACAUCGUCAGUGGCAUGUGGAUUUUCAGGGUGAAACGGCCGCCGGGUUCUCCUCCUGUCUUCAAGGCGCGCUACGUUGCUCGAGGCUUCAGCCAGCGAGAGGGAGUUGACUUCUUUCAGACCUUCUCCCCCACCCCGAAGAUGACCACUCUUCGGGUGCUGCUGCACAUAGCCGCUCAGCGCGACUACGAGCUUCACUCACUUGACUUCAGCACUGCCUUCUUACAGGGCAGCCUAUACGAGGAGAUCUGGUUGCGUCACCCUCCUGGUUUCACUGGGUCGGUUCCUCCUGGUACCCAGUGGAGGCUCCAGCGGCCAGUCUACGGUCUCCGCCAGGCACCGCGUGAGUGGCACGACACACUGAGGACGACACUUGCGGCUCUAGGGUUCGCUCCCUCUACUGCUGACCCGUCACUGUUUCUACGCACAGACACCUCACUGCCGCCGUUCUACAUCCUCGUGUACGUCGACGACCUGGUCUUUGCCACUGCUGACACCGCGGCACUCGCCCACGUGAAGUCGGAGCUGCAGAGGAGACACACGUGCACAGACCUGGGGGAACUGACGAGCUAUCUUGGCUUGCGGAUCACCCGGGACAGAGCACGGCGCACCAUCACCUUGACUCAGUCACACAUGGUGCAGCAGAUCCUUCAGCGCUUCCGCUUCACGUACUCCUCGCCUCAGUCCACUCCUCUGCCUACCGGUCACUCGCUCUCAGCUCUGCCUUCGGAUGAGUCCGUAGAGCCGAGUGGCCCGUAUCCAGAGCUUGUGGGCUGCCUCAUGUACCUGAUGACCUGCACUCGACCUGACCUUGCAUACCCUCUUAGCAUCCUUGCACGCUAUGUCGCUCCUGGCCGUCACAGGAAGGAGCACAUGGAUGCCGCUAAGAGGGUGUUGCGCUACUUGUGCAGUACGUCGGGCAUGGGGCUAGUGCUUGGAGGGCGAGACCGAGUUGUACUUACUGGACACUCAGACGCUUCUUGGGCGGACGACCAGGCUACUCAGCGGUCGUCUCAGGGUUACACCUUCAGCCUUGGCUCCGGCUCAGUUUCUUGGCGUUCUACACGCUCUUCUUCUGUUCUCAGCUCCAGUUGUGAGGCUGAGAUCUACGCCACAGCCAUGGCUGCCCAGGAGCUACGCUGGCUGACCUACCUGCUGACCGACCUGGGAGAGCGGCCUCGUUCUCCUCCAGUGCUGUACGUCGACAACCAGGCUGCCAUUGCCUUGUGUGAGGAGCACAGACUGGAGCACAGAACGAAGCACAUCGCCCUGCGGUACUUCCUUGCUCGAGAGCUGCAGCAGCGCGGUCAGCUUUGUAUUCGUCACGUGGCCACUGAGGCCAACACUGCUGAUGUGUUCACCAAGGCGCUUCAGCCUUGUGACCAUCAGCGCUUCUGCACUCUGCUAGGCCUUGUGCCUACUGGACCUCAUUUGCUUACUUCUUGA
This is a messenger RNA of Closterium sp. Yama58-4, 5811 nucleotides long. The record is from the annotation of a GenBank genome assembly. Lineage: Eukaryota; Viridiplantae; Streptophyta; Zygnematophyceae; Desmidiales; Closteriaceae.